This is a messenger RNA of Diversispora eburnea, 344 nucleotides long. NCBI's taxonomy places the organism in Eukaryota, Fungi, Glomeromycota, Glomeromycetes, Diversisporales, Diversisporaceae. The record is from the annotation of a GenBank genome assembly.
AUAAAGAUUGGACUAGAGAAGAGACGGAUUAUCUUUUUAAUUUAUGUAAAAAAUAUGAUUUAAGAUUUAUGGUUAUUCUGGAUCGUUAUGAGUAUCCAAAUAAGGAACGAACUAUGGAAAUUUUACAAGUGCGACCAAUGGCUCCCGGUACAGCUGACAAAGGAACCCUUAUUGCAUUGAAUAGUUAUGAUAAAUCUAAAGAAGAAAGACGAAAGAAACAUCUUCGAUUAUUAUACGAAGAAGAAUUAUUAGAGGAAUAUGAACGUAUAGAACAGAAUGAGAAAAGAUUUGCUAAAGAACGAGAAAAUCUUAUUAAAUUAUUUACGAAAGAAAUCAAUUCUUAG